This is a messenger RNA of Lampris incognitus (smalleye Pacific opah), 5313 nucleotides long. RefSeq names its product myocardin related transcription factor Ab (gene mrtfab). Lineage: Eukaryota; Metazoa; Chordata; Actinopteri; Lampriformes; Lampridae. The record is from RefSeq and is a predicted model, not a curated record. Bases 497 to 4171 code for a protein of 1224 amino acids. Gene Ontology annotation, biological process: smooth muscle cell differentiation. The transcript is spliced from 17 exons.
GUUUAGCUUCGACCCCAGCCUGUUCUCCGCAGCCUCAGUUUCAUUAUUUCACCUGAAUCAGAGAGACCUGCUAAGGCUUUUUCUUUUGGGACAGAGAGAGGACGGAAAAUUUAGUGUUUCAGGGAACGGGAGAAAACAGAAGGUGUAACCUCCAUUGAGAUAGAGGCCCUAGGGUGGACCUACACGUACACACACAGACACGUGCACACAACACACUUGUAGACACAGACCUUCACACACCCUCUUUCAGGGCAUGCACACACUUGCAGACAGGCAAGGCUAAAACAGGGCGCAGCCAAGAGUAAGGAAAUGGUAAGGCAUACCAGGAUCUGUGGAAUACUAGUGUCUGCCGGUGAGAGAAGAAGGAGGAUUUCUGUUUCUGCCGGGAUCUCCUCAGCCAGCAAGCCACCACAGUUUGUGCAUGUAUCCAGUCUCUCAGACUGACUGUGUCGGCACCGUGGACUGCUGGCGAGGAGUGUGAUGUUUUCUCCACAGCAUGGUGCAGAGGGAUAUGACCAUCCAAACAGUUCUUCAGCUCAAGCUUCAGCAGAGGAGGACGCGUGAGGAGCUGGUCAGCCAGGGGAUCAUGCCACCACUGAAGAGUCCGGCAGCCUUUCAUGAGCAGAGGAGGAGUCUGGAGAGAGCGAGGACUGAGGACUACCUGAAGAGGAAGAUCCGGAGCCGCCCCGAGCGCUCGGAGCUGGUGAGGAUGCAUAUCCUGGAGGAGACCUCAGCCGAGCCCUCCCUGCAGGCGAAGCAGCUCCAGCUGAAGAGGGCGCGGCUGGCUGAUGACCUCAAUGACAAAAUUUCCCACCGACCCGGACCCAUCGAGUUAGUCCACAAGAACAUCCUGCCUGUCAGUUGUCCUCUGCAGCAGUCACUGCUGGAUUCUCCAAAAGGGGCGGGAGGAGAGAGCUCCUCGUUGGACGAAGACAGCAGUGAUGCCCUGUCACCGGAGCAGCUCAUCAAUCACGACUCUCCGCUGGGUCCCGCCUCUCAGCUGUCCCCCGCCUCUCAGCUGUCCCCCUCUGACAUGUUGACGUCAAAUGGAGACAUGUCUCCCAAACUGUUCCUCAGCCGGCCCCCUCCUCCGCCUCCUCCCCCUAAUCCACCACAAAUGAAUGGCUUGGACUUGUCCCCACCUCAAAAGCUGACCAACGGGAUGGCGACCCCGGCCAGUGUCCGCUCCGCCAGCGGACAGGCUAAGUCUCAGGCCAAGUCCAGCUCAGAACGGCCUCCACAGAGACCUAAGAAACCAAAGGACAACAAGCCCAAGGUGAAGAAGCUGAAGUACCACCAGUACAUCCCUCCAGACCAGAAGGCAGACAAGGAGCCCCCUCCACAGCUGGACUCCUCCUACGCCAAGAUCCUCCAGCAGCAGCAGCUCUUCCUCCAGCUUCAGAUCCUAAACCAGCAGCAGCAGCACUACAACUACCACACCAUCCUGCCUGCCCCUCCCAAACCACCAGCAGAGCAGCCCCCCUCGACCAAACCUGGCCCUUCCCCCUCCCGCAGCGUUUCGACAACGACCACGGCCUCCUCCAGUCAGAACGGGGCCAGCCGUCAGAGCCAAACCCCAGUGGGUGGAGCCAAGCCAGGCACUCUGCCUGCCAACCUGGAUGAGUUCAAAGUUGCAGAGCUGAAACAGGAGCUGAAGCUGCGGGGUCUAACUGUGUCUGGUACCAAGAAUGACCUCCUUGAGAGGCUCCGCAACUACCAGGAACAAAAUGGCAGCGCCAACGCGGCUGUCUUGAAAAAUAGCCAAUCGCAGCCUGCCCAGCAGAGCACCGCUCCGACUGCUAGCACCACUGCCUCCGCUGUGACCACGGCUGCCUCUCUUCACCACCAAUCAGGAGAGAGUGCAACUAAAGUGGCUUUGAUUUCAUUGGGUCAGACUACUGUUCCAGGGCGGGUCAUGCGUUUUGGCAGCACUAGCUCCAGCCCUCCGGUGUCUCCUACCCCAUCCGAGCGCUCGUUGGCUGGGAUGAGUCCAGAUGAGACCAGCUGUAGUGGAGACAUGUUUGGGGAGAUGGUAAGCUCUCCUCUGACCCAGCUCACCCUCCACCCCUCCCCCCAACACCCAUCCAAUAUUCCGCCACUCCCCCAGGUCAAAGAGGAGAACCAAGGGCAGCUGCAAAGCUCAUGCAGCCUCUCCAGGCUGUCGCCCACCUCCAGCCAACUGCCUAGCCUGACUCUUGAGCCCUCAGCCAGCGUAGCCAUGGACACCUCCUCGCUGGACAAGGACCAGAUGCUCCAGGAGAAGGACAAGCAGAUUGAGGAGCUGACCCGGAUGUUGUGGCAGAAGCAGAGACAGGUAGAGACCCUCAGGUCCCAGCUGGAGCAGGGGAAGCUGGCAGGAGGAGGUGUGAUGGAGAAGGAGGGUCGAGAGAGGAGCGGAACCACAGUCGCUGAGGUCAAACCUCAGACUCUGAUCAAGGCCUCGGCCAUCCAACCGCCAGUGCUCCCUAACGGAAUGCUAGUGAGGAUCAAGAAGGAGGCAGACCCAGAGGAAGGGAUGGAGGGAGUGACAGACGAGGGCCAGGCCAAGAAACCUGCCCAGCCAUCGCAGUGCUCCCAAGAGACCCUGCACAAACUGCAACAAAUCCAUCGGCUCCAAGUCCAGCACGUAGAACAGCAGAAGCAGCAACUUGGACGACAGCAGCAGCAGCAGGUCCAGGGGCAGCAGCAGAAAGUGUUGCAGGUCAAACAGCAGCCUCAGAAACAACCACAGAAGAAGAUGGAGGCCCACGCCCUGCUCCAGCAGCAGCAGUUGCAGCAGCUGAUCAUCCAGCAGACGCAGCAGAAGCAGCUGCAGGCCCAGCAGAGGCUCGCCCAGCAGAAGGUGGCCCAGCAAAACCAGCUGAAUCAAACCCCAGGCCAGACCCAGGCACAGAACCAGCAGAGGAAGCAGAUCCAGGUUCAGAACCAAGCCCAGACAGUGGUCCAAUCCCAGAAGCCUACAGUGAGUCAAGCUCAGCAAAAGAAGCAACAAAGGACACAGCCUCAAAAACUGCAGCAGACGACGGUCACGGCACAGCAGGUGGCCCCAGUUUUUGUCAACCAACAGAACGGCACUCAUCUCUCAGCCCAAACCAUUUCACUGGACCUUUUCAAGGCUAACGGCACACCCACCCUGGUUACUGAUGGCAAUGGCAACCACUACCUGAUCGCACUGACCAAUCACACCACAGAGGGGCAGAACGGAGUGUGUCCAUUGAGUAAAACCAACGGACGAAUCACGCUGCAGAGGCUGCAGUCGACUCCAGUCAAACUCCCCAGCCAAUCAGCAAACAACACCCAUAGCACUGACAGCCAAGCAAAGGAGCACUUGCAGCCUGAGCCUGUGAGCCAGCCAAUCAAAAAGAGUCAAAAGGGUGGUCUGAACUUGGACACCAAGGGCGUGCCAGAACCCAGCCUGCCAGUCUCAGCCCCACCCAAUCUGCAGCCUUUCUUUGAUGACGUAUCAGAUUCCGAAAGCCCAAGUGCCAUAAUUUCAUCUCUGAAGGAGAACGGCUUGAGCAGCCAGCAGAUGGAUGAUCUGUUCGACAUCCUCCUCAGGAGCGGAGAAAUCUCCGGCUUCAAGGCCAACCCAGAUCCUUCCCUCGCUCACCUCCACUCAGACCCGCCCUCUCCGUCCUCGCCCCCAUCCCCGCUCCACCUCUCCCCUCCCACCCCUCCGGAGCCGGCACCCCUUAUCUCCUCCCAUCCCCCAGCGGGAGAGCCCUGUGCAGAGAGUGGCCGCUUGGAGGACUUCCUGGAGAGCACCACAGGCGCGCCCCUGCUGUGGGUGGAAGCGGACGGGGCUCCGACGCUCAUCGACGAACUCCACAGCCAGAUGCUGAGCACAUCCAGCAUCCUGGACCACCCGCCCUCCCCCAUGGACACCUCCGACCUGGGCUUCUCCCCCCAUCCAGCGGGGCUCGAUUUUGGGGACCCCACCCUGGACAGCAUGGACUGGCUGGACAUCUCCAUGGCGGGGAGCACCGUGGAGGGACACCGGGGUGCGGGGCAUGGGGUUGGAGGAGGAGGGAGCAGGGAACGGGGAGGAGGCAUUGUGGGAGAUGGGGGAACCAGCCUCACCCCUCUGGUCCCCCACACCCCGCCCAGUGUCUUUUCAGCAGACUUUCUGGACAGCACGGACCUGCAGCUUCACUGGGAGUCCUGUUUGUAGCCUUCGACUGCAGGUGUACAGCGGCGGGCGCACAGUUUGCACCCCCCUUGCUCACUGGCUUGGUCACUCGCUCACACUGUGUACAGGCUCAGUCUUUAUCUCACGAGCAGAUAGUCUCUCUCUCUCUCUCUCUGUCUGUACCACUGCAGGGUCACUGGCACACACACAUGCACACCCUCUGCCAGCGAACUGUUACCGUAGGGAGGAAGUCCUGGAAGAAUGUACAAACUGAAUUUGCUGAGUAGACAAGGCCUCUGAACACAGGGCAACCCACACGAGUUGUCAGCCAUCUUUGAGUUUUUAUUCUGUGCGGUGGAAAUGUGCAGUGCCCAUUGCCAAGUUCAUCAGCUGAUCAGAAUCACUGCUUCUCUCCCGACCUGAGUCGGCUGGAAGGUAACGAGGCGAACUGGAUCCGCUCGAGAGCUCCGGAGGAAAAACUCCACUCCGGACCUGUUUGAUGGAAGGUUUGAGAAGGGGACAUAUUCCCGUUGCGGUGAACGAAACUAAACACGGGCAGCCCAGUGUUUGCGUGUUUGUUUUUGUGUGUGUCAGUGCCUCCAACUUUGCACUUAUGCUGAAUACGAUUGGUUGAAGCGGCGGCGUUGUAGUUGGCAGCUCAGGUCAACAGCCGAGCGCUACACUAUUUGGACAAGGGGUUUGAUACGAGUCAAGCUCAUCUUGUCUCCGGUCAGUCGGCUGUAGCGGCCCCGGUUCGCUGUGACCUGGCGGCGUGAAAAGGCAGCUGCUAGCGACUGCAUCCGACCUGACUGUGGCAUCCACAGGCGAGGGUGAACCCGCCCAGUCUUGUAAAAAAAAAAAAGAAAAAGAAAAAAAAGUGUCAUUGGUUGAAAGUUGCUGAGAAACAUGAGCCUCAUUGGUGGAAACCAUUUGAUGAAAUGAAGCCUCGCAGGGGGCGGGAUGUGAGUGGAGCUGUUCUGGUAGACCACUAUGCAUUGCUGUAUAUUGGAUGUAUAUUAUCAAUUGUCCAUAUGACUAUUUUUUUUUCCUUUCCUGGUUGCUUAGAGUCGAGCUAGCCAUCUGGGGUAAACAAGGGUGAGGGCUGGGCUUCCAAACGACUUGGACCUUGUUGGGUUGGUUUUUUUUUUAAGGAGAAAAUGUUAGAAAAAUAAAUAUGCAAUAGA